Molecule: messenger RNA, 771 nt
Organism: Camelina sativa (false flax)
Lineage: Eukaryota; Viridiplantae; Streptophyta; Magnoliopsida; Brassicales; Brassicaceae
Product: agamous-like MADS-box protein AGL97
Biological process (GO): regulation of transcription by RNA polymerase II
Molecular function (GO): DNA-binding transcription factor activity, RNA polymerase II-specific; protein dimerization activity; RNA polymerase II cis-regulatory region sequence-specific DNA binding
Source: RefSeq, a predicted model, not a curated record
AUGGUGAAGAAAGGUGGAAUGAAGACGAAGAUUGAGAUUAAAAAGAUCAUGAAGAAGAGCUCGCUAGGACCUAUCUGUGACCUAUCUGUGUCAAAACGCCGUAACGGACUCUUCAGUAAAGCUUCUCAACUUUGUCUUCUCUCCGGUGCACAAGUCGCCGUCUUAGCGACUCCUUCUUCUUCCGAAUCCAACGUCUCCUUCGGCCAUUCCUUCGUCGAUGGCGUUGUCUCUGCUUUUCUCUCGGGACAACGCCUUGUUCCCGUUCCUAAUCCCGAGGAUGACAAAGCGAUGAGGGAGGACGUUGGUAUCUGUUUGACUCGUAAGGAUCUAGGGUUAGGGUUUUGGUGGAACAACGAGAGGCUUGUCAGAUCGGAGAAUCCGCGAGAGAUUAGUGACGCAAUUGAUUCCAUGUGGACGUUGUUGGGUAAUCUCAAGGAAUUGCGUGCGGAUGAAGCCUCUUUCGUUAAUAAUAAUAACAAUCAAGCUUUCGUUAAUGAUGAUCACGAGGACCUGAAGAACAACGAGAAGAACGGUUUUAUCUUAGACGGCAUCACUGAAGAACAAGAUCAAAUCCUCCCGCUUUGUGAAAGCUUUUGCGUUACGGACAACAACAACAACUCUUUUACUGAAGUAAACUUGGAUUUCGAUCAAGAGCUGGAUAUUGAUCAACUCAUUGAUUUCGAUACUAAUUUUGAAAGAUCCCUUGAUAAUUGGUAUACUCAUGAGGAGAUUGGUUUGAACCUCGAUCAGUGUUUUCCAUAUAUCAGCUAA